AUUCUCCUGCUGUUUAUAUGUGUGGCAGUAGUUUCAGGCAAGUCCAAGAAAGGUGGAGACUUCCCUGCACAAUAAUCAUUUCAAACAUAGGUUUGGUAAGCUGCUAUUCAAGGCGAAUGGCUUAACUUGCAUAUCGGUAGUGAAUUUUCAAAAAGCACCUUGGCUUAGUAAAUACACAUAGCUAGCUAGCAUUCAAGCUGCUAGCUAACGCAAGAAAACGGAUAGCAGAUUCCAAACAUCUGAUAGCGACAUUGAAGGACAUUAUGGUAGAGGUUGUGGUUGAGUAUGAGUAUGAUGCCCUCCAUGAAGAUGAGCUGACCCUAAGGCUGGGAGAUGUGAUCAGGAAUGUCCGCAGGAUCGAGGAGGAGGGAUGGAUGGAGGGAGACCUCAACGGGAAGAGAGGACUCUUCCCUGACAACUUCGUCAAGGAGGUAAAGGAUCCCAAGGAGGUGAACGUGACAAAGGAGGAGGCCGAGGAGGAGCUGCCCCAGCGGAGAGAGAAGAGUGCAGGGAACGUGGCCAACCUGGUCCAGAGGAUGAGCACCUACGGCAUCCCAGCUGGGGGCUUCCAGCCACACUCACAGCCCCGUGGACUCAAGAAGAUGUCUAAGAAGCGGCAGUGCAAGGCGCUGUUUGAUUACAUGCCCCAGAACGAGGAUGAGCUCGAGCUGAAGAUUGGGGAUACCAUCGACAUCGAUGAGGAGGUAGAGGAAGGCUGGUGGAGUGGAACCAUGAAUGGAAAAUCGGGACUGUUCCCCUCCAACUUCGUCAAAGAGAUUGAGACGAACGAAGAUGAAGAAACGAACGACGUAAUAGAUGAAACUGACGUAAGCGGUAAAGAAGCUCUGCUUCUCCCCACCCCCACCCCCCCCAUCCACCCCUCUCCAGGCAACGGAGUGAUCGCCCAGCCCAAGAAGAUCCGGGGGGUGGGCUUCGGGGACAUCUUCAGGGAAGGUUCAGUCAAGCUGAAGGUCCGCCUGCCCAGCUCAGAGGGAGAAGAGAAGAAAGACAAACCAAUCCCAUCAUUACCAUCUGCCGCAAAGCCCGCCCAUUCCAACACGACAGAUUCACAGAAAGCAGAGGGGGACAGCAAAGCAAAAGUAAAAGAAUACUGCAAGGCCACCUUUGCUUUUGAGUCCACAAACGAAGACGAGCUGACACUGAAAGAUGGCGACGUAAUACAAAUAUUGAGUAAGGACACUGGGGAGCCGGGGUGGUGGAGAGGGGAGAUCGGAGGUAAAGAGGGUGUCUUUCCUGACAACUUUGUGGCUGUUAUGUCAGAUGAAGACAAAGAGCCAGCUCCCACAUCAAGAGGAUCAGUCAAACUGUCUCCCAAGCAGGAAGCAGAAGAGAGACUCAAGAAGCCGCCGCCACCAUCAAAAAGCAUAGCUCGAAAACCUGAGGUCCCGAGCGCCGACAAGAAGCCCCAGCAUCCCCAUCCUGAGGAUAGAGGUGACAAGACAGAUCACAAAGUGUCAAAGCCUACUGCCCCUCUGGUCCCCCCCAAGAAGCCCGUACCCCCGCCAAGCAAGGGAAGACCAGCCAGCCUCCCUCCAAAACGACCAGACAAGCCUCUCGCACCCUCCCCAGGGUCCAAGCACAAUGGAGAGGUGCCUUCCACGCGACCAAAGUCUGACAUUGAGCCAACAUUACCCACUAAAUCAAAAACGCUGUCCGGUGACUGGGGGGACAAAGCCCUUGACAUGGAACUGAUGAGCUUUGAUCUGUCGUCUACCUCUGAGAAGCUGUUUCACCCCACCGCUAACAGGCCAAAGAUGCCAGGCAGGAGGCUGCCCGCUCAGUUUGGAGGAGGCCACUCGCUAAACAAGGACAUCAGCGUGGAGAAAACCUUAAAGUUGGACGAGGAGGAAGCACCCAAACCAAAGUUGAUAGACCCAACAAAGCCUUCCAUGCACAGCUCACACUCCCAGUCUCCUGUCCUUAAGCCCAGCCCAUCCCUGUCGGAGGGGUCAAAAGCCUACCUGGUGUCGUUCCCUGGCUGCAGAAGCCCCAGCCCUAGCUUCAGCCGAAGCCACAGCCCAGGCCCCGGCACAGAGCCCAAGCCCAGGGCAGAGCCAGAGGAGCAGAGGUCUGAGCUGGAGGACCUCCAAUCCCAGAUGAAAGAACUGCUGCUGUCUGUGGAGCUCCUCAAGACGCAGCAAAUGAGAGAGAUGGCAGAGCUAAGAAGCGAGCUGGAUGAGGAGAAGUUGAAACGAGUGGCCCUGCAGAUGGAGAUAGAGAAAUUAAAGAGGACAGUUCAGUCGACGUGAAGUCUGACCCAAUCAGCCUGGAACAUCAUUCACCGAUCUGUCUUUCCCUGACCCCGCUGGGCAGAGACUCAGGAGGGGGACGAUGGCAUUCCUAUAAUCCUUUUAGAUGUCAACCUAUUCCACAUUUGUAAGAUUUACAUUUUUGCACAUGAAGGUUUUCUAGUUAUAUAAAGGUGUAAUUAAAUACGGAUGUAUAUGUUUUUUUGUUACAUUCUAGUUUCUGUUUUGUUUUGCCAACAUAAAUGAUUGAGGCCUUUCUACUGUGCUGGACUGGCAUUCUCUAUGGGAAUGUGUGAGGAUUGCUCUCAAUACUACUACUGAUUCUGUAUGACGCGAUAGUUUUUAUUAGCGUUUGUUUUCUUAUUUUUUACGACUUCCAAGUAGUUGAUUUUAAGUAUCCAUGUUAGCAUCUUUAGAUCAUAAUGAAUGAUAUUGUGAUUUGUCAGUUGCUAUGGCGGUGUUGUACUCCAUUGCUUUGGCAUUAGGGAGAUUUUCUUUUCUUUUUUCCUAACAUUCCUAUCCAGGGUAUCACUAUUGUGCCUGUUAAAAAAAUCUUAGUGUUAAUAUUGGUAGCUUACAUUUAUCAAAAGGUUUAGGCUUGCUGCAUGAUAUAUUUUUUUAAGUCUACUGACGAUGUGCUUACACAGAGGGACGUUUUUCUCUUGUACAAUUUAUGUGAGAAGGUUCUCCCAGAAAGAGCAAUUAGAGUCAUUGUACAGGUGUAUAAUAUAGAUCCUAUAUGUAGUACCAUCAAAUACAGCCAAUAAUAGCCAUACUUGAAAAGAGCACCAGUGAUUUACGGGCUAAAACUCCAUUUUAUUUCAUGCCACUGUAAAGAUUGUGGCUUACUCAUUGAUUGUUGUUCUCCUGUACGCCAAAUGCUCUGACCCCUCUUUUAUGAACUGGGUUAGCAAGCUCUCCUACUCUUUCUCUGUAAAGGAAAGCCAUGUGUACUUUAAAGAGUGAGCAAUCUCUUUCCAUCCUCCCAGGUGAGACCUGAAGUCCUGUAUAGUCUUUAUGCUUUGACCAAGUACAAACAUGGAGCGUGGAGGUUAACUGGACAGUACACAGUAGCUCUGCCAUUUCUCAGUACUGUAAGUGAGAGGCUGAAUGGAAAGGCAUUAGGGAAGAGAUCUACUUCAUACAGAAUGGUUAAGCUCUGCACCAUUGAAACAUCUGUUGUGACUGUCGAAUGGUAUUGGAGGACUCCGACACCCUGCUAGAGUUUAAGUUGAAAGCCUUAAAGAUGGACCCAACAUUAGCGUGAGCAGGGUGAACUCCUGGAAGGAGUUCACGCAAGGUGUUUUUGAUGGUAUACAUUCUGUGUACCGCUCAGACAAAUCAUGAAAGAAAUCGCCUUUGAUAAAAAAGCAUCGGUUGCAUCUAUUUUAUGCAGCAAUUUGAUGAUUCUUAACGUGUUACUUAACCAUGAUGAUCAGAAGGAUGUUUGCCUCGACUCCAGAUCCUCCUGAACACUAUGGAUGGCCUUCUGUCUGCAUCCUUCUGCAUAUUAUAUUUUAGCAAGUGAAUUAUUGCUUUACAUUUUGAGUAUAUAGUACCAAUCAAAGUUUGGACACACCUACUCAUUCCAGGGUUUUUAUUUUAUUUUUGCUAUAUUGUAGAAUAAUAGUGAAGACAUGAAAACUGAAAUAACACAUAUGGAGUCAUGUAGUAACCAAAAGUAUUAAACAAAUCAAAAUAGAUUUUAGAUUCUUCAAAGUUGUCACCCCUUGCCUUUCUUUACUUUGAGGAAUCUAAAAUGUAUUUUGAUUUGUUUAAUACUUUUGGUUACUACAUGAUUCCAUAUGUGUUAUUUCAAAGUUUUGAUAUAUAUAUAUAUACUGAUCUCACAAAAUGUCUUAUCCAGGAAAUAUGUUGUCCUUCACAAGAGUACACCAAGCUGUGUACUAUCCUCAGGCUUAUCUUACCCCUUAAAAGAAAGCAUUCCUGAUCACGGGCUGUGUGUCCAUGUGUAUAUGCAUGGAAGGAAGCCUGAGAGCCUGUGUGUGUGUCUGAGGUUGGAUUUUAGGUUUGUAAGUGUGUUUAGCCUGGUUGACAUGCUGAUCCCCAAAGCAAUAAGAAUCUGUAAUGUCUCGUUUCCAUCCCCCCAUGUUUCACAUGGCUACAUUCUAAGUUGAGGUUGACUAAAGAGAUAAUCAUGCAAAGGUAUAUACAGUAUGUAUAUAUAAAGAAAAGGCUAUCCAUGUAACGGUUAUUUGGCUUAAUUACUGUACAUUCCAUUAUUUGAUGCAAAGAAAAUAGGAAAUAUGUGCACAUUUAACAUCUUCCAGUGAUCUUGUUUACAUGUGCUGUGAAAUUGCAUGAAAUUAGAUUUUUUUUCCUAAAUGAAUAAAUAUCUUUAUUUACA
Messenger RNA from Oncorhynchus keta (chum salmon), 4638 nucleotides. RefSeq names its product CD2-associated protein-like. The transcript is spliced from 19 exons. NCBI's taxonomy places the organism in Eukaryota, Metazoa, Chordata, Actinopteri, Salmoniformes, Salmonidae. The coding region runs from base 264 to 2270 and encodes 668 amino acids. The record is from RefSeq and is a predicted model, not a curated record. Gene Ontology annotation, molecular function: protein binding.